CCCAGCCCUCCUAACCUCAAAUAAAUAGUAAAUAACAAAAUAAUUUGAAUUUUGCAUUAUCAUUUAAUUUUUAUCUUUGCUUGUGAACCUUUGUUUAAAUAAUUCACGGAUUUAUUUAUAGGUUCGUUGUCGUAUUAAUCAUCACAAUGGCGAGACAAGAAAAUUCACCAAAAAUACCACAUAGCAAAACAAAUGAUGAAAAACAGGAUGAGAAAUUGUUAGAACCAUUCAAUUACAUUCUACAAGUACCUGGAAAAAAUAUUCGUGCCAAACUCUCAUGUGCGUUCAAUUUAUGGCUACAAAUUUCUGAAGAGAAACUAGCCAUUGUCACGGAUAUCGUACAAAUAUUACAUAGUUCUAGCCUAUUACUAGAUGAUAUCCAAGAUAACUCCAUCCUAAGAAGAGGCAUUCCUGUUGCUCAUUCAAUCUAUGGAAUACCUAGUACAAUAAAUGCAGCUAAUUAUGCAUCAUUUAUAGCUUUAGAAAGAGUUCAGAUGUUGCAGCAUCCAGAGGCAACUUCAAUAGCACUAGAACAAAUUUUGGAAUUGUACCGUGGCCAAGGUAUGGAAAUUUAUUGGAGAGAUAAUUUUAUGUGUCCAUCAGAAGAUGAUUAUAAACAAAUGGUCAUAAGAAAAACUGGUGGUUUAUUUAUGUUAGCCAUUAGACUUAUGCAAUUAUUUAGCAAUAACAAAGAGGACUUUACAAAAAUAACAGGCAUUUUAGGAUUGUAUUUUCAAAUAAGGGAUGAUUAUAUGAAUUUGAAUUCUAAAGAUUACAUGCUUCAUAAAAGUUACUGUGAAGAUCUUACAGAAGGAAAGUUUAGUUUUCCAAUUAUCCAUGCAAUACACAGUCGACCUGAAGAUAAGCAAAUAUUUCAUAUUUUAAAGCAACGCACCAAAGAUGUUGAAGUAAAAAAAUAUUGUGUCGCCCUACUGGAAAAGUUUGGUAGUUUCGAAUAUACCAGACAAAAAUUGAAAGAAUUGGAAUCGGAAGCUAGGCUUGAAAUACAAAGACUUGGCCCCAACCAAUUUAUGGAAGAAUUUAUUGAUUCACUAUCAAAAAUGGAAUAAGUUCUGGAUAUUUAAGCUCCAAAACAUUAUUGUGGAUAUUCACUACACUGAAAUUUAUUCUAAAGAAGAUUGUAUUAUUGUUUAUUGCUUCUUCAGCUUAUUAUUUUUGUUCAAUUCUAAUAAGUAUUGCAAAUAAGUAUUACAAUAAUAAUUUAUCCUGAUUUGUUUGUUCUAAAUAAAUUCUAUAUUAUUUUAAUUGUUAUUAAAUAGAAUACGCAACAUAUAGGUGGAGCAGUAAUUUUUUUGCUUGUAGGUACUUUAAGAAACUGCAGACAAAUUCAGUACCUAAAUUUAGUCUGUAUCACUAUUAGCUCCAAUUUAGGUAGGCUUUUUUCCCUAAACACAUUAUUUAGGACUGUGAAUAUCAUUUAUAAAUUUAUAUUUUAAAAAUGGUGAAUGCGUCAGCAUACAUUUUUACGGUAAUUGGCAAUUUUUAAAAUCGUUUGGUAGAAAUAUUUAAAAUAAUGUUACGAAAUUGCAUCAAGAGCCCACUAGCCCACUGGAUAAUAUGCUCUUUCACUAAUUUUUGAAAUUGGCAUAUUUGGAUAAAGAAACUAAAAACAGAAUUUUCUGUAUUUUUACUUUUGAAAAAUUCAAAGUCCUUGAGAAAACAGAAAAAAAAGAAAUACCUCCAAAUAAAAACCCAGAAUUUAUUUCUAUGACGUCGCAGCUCGCAAUUUGACCGUGUUGUCACUAAUUGUCAACAUUGAAAAUUUGUAAUAGAUUUAAUUAUGAAAUGUUGGCAAAAUAUCAUGAAAAGUAGUUAAAUUAAUUAGUUAUGAAUUAAAUUAUUUUGAAUUUCGCCAAUUUCAAAUGCCUGUAAAAAACUUAUUUAACCUUGUAGAACAUUUUUUUUUGGUAUAUAUGCCUAAAAUAGUCCCUCCUUCGGGAUUUUAUACUUAAAUUACGUAUUUAAAUUUUAGUGAAAGAGACCAUUUCUCUAGAACAUUUUAAUGAAAAAUAAAAGGCAAAAGGGAAACACAUUUGGAAUAAAUUUAGAUCAUUGUAUGGUUUGCAAGGACGAUAGUAGAUGGAUAGAGGUUGACAAAGAAGAAGAAUGAGAGACCCCCGAAAACUUCAGUUUUGUUAAUGAAAACCAAAUUCGAUUCGGAUUUAAUGAUUAGUGCAGAUUGAUAAGAAAGUUCAUCAUCCUCAUUUAUCUUUUUUUGAAUAGAACUGAAUCUUAAUUAUCCCAAAUAGACGAAAAUCUUUGGUCCCUUCAUCUUCCAUAAAAAUUUGAUUGUAUGCUGUUUAGCGAAUUUUGAAGACGGACUAAUGGCGGUCCAGUUUUCUAGCUACAUAGGUCGUCCCAAAUAUCAAGCCUCUGGACUUUUUCCUAUGGGGCACCUGAAAGGUCUGGAAGAACGAGAUUUAUGAAUUUCAAUCCCCAGAAAAUGUUGAAAUAUAAGAGGAAAUAACUCGUUAUGUUAUAUUUUCUAUAUAUAGUAACACCAUAUGUUUGUGAUGCUGUCCAGAGAAGGUGCCAACAAUGUAUUGAACAGUAUGCGAAGGCACAUCGAACAAUUUUUUGGGUUGGUUUGGGUUAUUUAGAUAAGUUUAGUUUUUAACUCGGUUUUUAAUUAACGACUGUUUUUUGGUUACCUAGUAUUUUUUAUUAUUAAUGAUAAGAUAUUCUCUUUUUUGUUAUGUCAUUUUGUCAUACUAUUAUGUUUACUUUCCUUAACAGUACAAACUUAUAACAAACUACAAGUACUUGUAAAGUGUUCUUUUGAUAUGUUAUUCUCAUCUAUGAUUGUCAUUGCAUUAAUCAGUUUGUUAUGUCAAGUUCUUUGUCUAAUAAAGCCAAUAUUUUGGUAUAAUUCGGAAGUUCUAUUCAUUACAAUUUAUUAGACACGAAAUUAAAAAAAAAAUCAGCGAAGAAAUGGAACGUUUCUAUCGUCCAGAAAGAUUUGAAGAAGAUUCGUCGACCAGCUCUGCUAGUCUGGAAUGGACUCAUUGGAAGAAGACAUUCGAAAAUUUUCUUGUUGCCAACAAGCCUAAAACUGAAGAUCUCAGAGAUUAAAUUAAACUACAACUUCUGAUAAAUCAUAUAGCUCCUAAUGUGUAUGCAUUGGUGAGUGAAUGUUCGACAUAUGCUUCCGCUAUAGCCAUACUAGAGAAAGCUUACAUCAAACCUAAAAAUGAUCUCUAUGCUAGACAUAUAUUAGCGACCCGUCAACAACAAGC
Molecule: messenger RNA, 3257 nt
Organism: Ceutorhynchus assimilis (cabbage seed weevil)
Lineage: Eukaryota; Metazoa; Arthropoda; Insecta; Coleoptera; Curculionidae
Source: the annotation of a GenBank genome assembly